AUGCCAUCCUCCUUUGGCUCACUAGCUUCUGAUUCUGACCCACUCAAGGGUGCGACCAUUAAGAGGAACGAGCUCACGGGGGAGAUCUUUGUAGCCAGAGUGAUCCACGGAGGCCUGGCUGACCGCAGCGGCCUGCUUCAUGCCGGCGACAGGAUCAUGGAGGUCAAUGGUUUUGCGGUGGACGGUUUGGAGCCAGAGCAAGUCAUCCAAGUGGUGCAGGCGUGCGCUCAAGGCACCAUCAUGUUCAAAGUGGUCCCCAUCACAGAGCGCCCGGUGCACAGCCAAACCACGAUGUACGUGCGGGCCAUGGCGGACUACAACCCCGCCGUGGACCCCAACAUCCCCUGUCCGGACGCAGGGGUGAGCUUCACACGGGGGGACGUCCUGGAGAUCGUGGACCAGACCGACGCUCUGUGGUGGCAGGCCAGAAAGCUACCCACGUCCAGCGCCUGUGCCGGCCUCGUGCCCUCCACCGCUCUGCUCAAACGGAAGCAGAGGGAGUUUUGGUGGUCUCAGCCGUAUCAGCCCCAUGCCUGCAUACACACAUUGAGCACUGUGGAGGAGGAAGAAGACCUGAUGGCGCUUGAGGACAAAUGCGUUGAAGCCGACGAGGAGACGUUUGAGUCUGAAGAGCUGCGAGAAGCAGACGAUGACUGUGGUUUCAACAAAGACCAGAUGUAUCUCGCUGGCUUCAGGCGGAGUUUGCGCCUCUGCCGUCGCCGCUUCCACAGCUCGGUGCAGUCUUCCUGUCAGGCCCAGUGUCUCAGCAGCUGCUGCUACAGCGCCCUCUGCAGUCCGUAUGAGGAGGUGGUGCGGCAUCAACGCAACCUCCAGGACCCUCUGCGCCUGGUGGCUCUGCUGGGGGCGCCUGGUGUCGGAGUGACUGAGCUGCGGCGGCGCUUGAUCCAAACACAUCCACAGCUCUUUCAGGGAGCUGUUCCUCAUACCAGUCGACCACAGCGAGAUGACGAGGAGUCGGGCAGAGAAUAUCACUUCAUCAGUCGAGAAAUCUUUGAUAAUAUGAUUCAUGACAACAAGUUUCUUGAGUACGGAGAGUACAAAGGGAACUAUUACGGCACGAGUAGUGAGGCGGUCAGUGCGGUUUUGAACAGCGGGAAGAUCUGCGUCAUCGACAUUGAGUCUAACGCUCUCCAGGCGGUGCGGACCCCCGAGCUCAGGGCCUUUGUGGUCUACAUCAAACCUCCGUCUGCAGAGCGGCUGAGGAAAACCAGACACAAUGCUCAGAUCCUCACCAACUACUACGCCACGCGCCCGUUCAAGGAGGAGGACUUGGUGGAGUUGGAGGAGUCGGCGCAGAAGCUGGAGUUACAUUUCUCUCAGUUUUUCGAUCACGUGGUGGUGAACGAGGAGCUGCAGGAGGCCUGCGCGGAGCUGAGGUCCGCCGCCACCCGAGCCCAGGAGCAGCCGCAGUGGGUUCCCUCCAGCUGGAUCCGCCCUCAGCAAUAA
Knipowitschia caucasica is the source of this 1467-nucleotide messenger RNA. The record is from the annotation of a GenBank genome assembly. Lineage: Eukaryota; Metazoa; Chordata; Actinopteri; Gobiiformes; Gobiidae.